CUUUUGUGUUUUGUGAACUGUUGUGAAAUUUUUCCGAAUUGUGUUGUCGAAUUCAUUUGUACUUAAUUUUCCACCAAUUAUUACCCAUUGAACAUCCUCCUCAUCAAUACAUAACGAAGUUCUAUCUGUGACCUUAUUUACCAAAAUGACAAGCACAAAAGAUGAACCCGCCGUUUUAGCACAACAAUGUUUCUUAAAAAAGGACUACACUUCUGCAUUGCAACAUUUAAAUGAAUUGGAAAGUGUAAUUGGUAGCAACAACAAACGAAUACAACACAAUAAAGCUGUCGUUGAAUUCAUGAUUAGUGAUAUGAAAAACGUUGACAAGUUCAAGAAAGCCAUCGGUGAAUUAACAAAUUUAACUUUCCCCGAUAACGAAAUAAAAGAUCUCAGCUCUCCGUGCCUACUGUACAAUUAUGCUGUACUGUUAUAUCACUCACGUUACUACUACCAAUGUGUAUAUGUGCUAGAAAAAAUUGUUUCUUCAAAGAACAUCAAAGACAGUAAAUUGUAUCAACAAAUUGUUCUACUUCUUUUAGAAGCUACUCUCUGUAGACGUACGUAUGAUAAAACAUUAGAGAUAGCUAAGAACCAUGGAGAAUCAUUGAAAAAUAACCCUGAAUUUGGUGAAUUGUUUGAGAGACUUGUAAAUAGAGCACAACUUCUAUCUGGUCAAAAUAUCAAGCUUAACUUAAAAAAUGAUUCAAUUGAAAAUGUGUUUAUAAUAGCUCAACAACUAUACAUGAAGGGAGAUGUAAAUGAAGCAGCUAACACUCUCGGCCUGUACAAAACACUGAAAUACAAUUAUGAUUUAAAAUCACAGGGUGAGGACAUAUGGGCUGCUAUUAAUAAUAAUUUGGGUGUUAUUUACUUAUCAAUACGGAAACCUUUUUUAGCUUCGAAAUAUUUUCAACAUGCUGUGAAAGAACAUUUCAGAGCUAUAGAGAGUCCAGACAGUGAAAAGUUGAUAGCCUGUAAAGACAGACCUCUUUAUGUAUUUAAUUUAGGAUUAGCAUUAUUAGCAGCCAACAACUCGGAGGGAUCAUUUGAAUGUCUUGUAGAAGUGGCACGUCACUAUCCCAAUAACCCUCGUAUAUGGCUACACUUGGCUGAAUGUUGUGUGAAGAAGUGCUGUAGUGAGGAGGCUCAACAAUACAUGGUGAAGAAACUUGGCAGUGGGCCACACACACGCAUCUUAUUGUCAAAAGAAAAUAAAGAUAAAUAUUCCACAUCUGGUGAAUCUUUUGCAAUACCAUCUCUCUCAUUAGAAUUUGCUGCUCUGUGCCUAAGAAAUGCUAUAACAUUACUGCCUAAUUCUGAGGAAGGUGAUGAAGAUGUGGCAACACGUCUCAUACAAGCGCCACCUGGUCCUCCUAUUAAUUGGAAGCAGAGGUGCGAGUUAAAAAAUUCCACACUCGUCUUACAGAGUUAUGUCUUGUUGCAUUUGCAAGAUCCACUGUCGGCGCUUAUGAGUGCUAAUGAUUUACUUAGCCAAACCGAUGUAUCUAACAGCCAUAAAGCAUGGGCCCAUAUAUAUGCCGCUGAAGCUUUAAUUAAUUUAGAUAGAAUAACAGAUGCUGUGGAACAUUUACAACCUCCGAUGAUCCAUGAACUAGUAUCCGGGAUGCCAUAUCAGAUGCGCGAUAUGAUUGCAGUAUCUGUUUGGGCAAAAGCAGCAGUCUGUCACAUACUAAAAGGGGACUUGGUGACAGCAAGGAAAAUUCUACUACAAAUCAACUCGCCACGGGUGUUACCACUGCAGAUGUAUUUAGAAAUUUGUACAGGAAAUAUUGAAAAUUGUCAUUCUAUAUUAAGAAAGUUAAGAUUUGCCAAUUCCGCUCAGUAG
Messenger RNA from Achroia grisella, 1846 nucleotides. It is a transcript of the gene Not10, whose product is annotated as CCR4-NOT transcription complex subunit 10. Gene Ontology annotation, molecular function: protein binding. Bases 146 to 1846 code for a protein of 566 amino acids. Lineage: Eukaryota; Metazoa; Arthropoda; Insecta; Lepidoptera; Pyralidae. Gene Ontology annotation, biological process: mRNA catabolic process; negative regulation of translation. The record is from RefSeq and is a predicted model, not a curated record. The transcript has a single exon. Gene Ontology annotation, cellular component: CCR4-NOT complex.